CCACCGCCUCUCUUUGAGCCUGUUUCCCACAGUCCCAUGAAGUAGCCAGAUCCAAAACCUUAUAUCCUGUGAAAGUCUAUCCGAGCCUACACCCAGCCGGAUCUGAUCUGCUGACGUGUCGGCUCCUUCUGCUCAGUGCUCAUGCUCAAGCUGCAGAACCAAGCCAGUCAACAAAACUGCCAGCAUGGCAGCAAAAUACUUCUACCGACAGGGCUUUUUAUUACUUUUAUUUAAUUUUAUUUCCACCGCAGCCUUGGAGAGAAGGUUCUCCGACCUGAAAAGAUGCGCGGACGAGGAGUGCAGCAUGCUACUGGUUCGGGGGAAAGCUUUGAGGGACUUCUCUGGACCAGACUGUCGGUUCCUGACAGUUAAGAAGUCGGAGACUAUCUAUGUAUACUAUAAAUUAUCAGGAAGAAUGCCUGACUUGUGGGCAGGAAGUGUUGGAAGUAGCUUUGGCUAUUUCCCAAAAGAGCUUCUUGAAGUGAAACACAUUUAUACUGACAAAGAAAUUGAAGUUCGAGCAGAGGAAACAGAUUUCGUCUGUUUUGACACUGGAUUUGAUAAGUUUGACAAUUAUGACACAGAUUUACUCUUAGGAUCUUCACCAGAGGAAAAUGAUAGGAAAAAUGAGGAAACAUCAGAACAAACGGAAAAAGAAGCUGCCCAUCAUGUUAACUCUGAGGACUCCCACAAAGAAUCAGACGAUCAAAGUGCCUCUUCACAUGAACUCGACAUGACAACUGAAUCACCCACAGAACAUCCUGAUAUACCAGAUACUAGAGAAGGAGAUACCCAAGAAGUUACAGAAUCGGUCUCAAUUUCUGAAGGAGCGCAGAUCCCUGAGGUAGAAACCAUCUUUGGAACAACUUUUGAUGCUGUCGUCUCUGAUGGAGAAAUCACCAAGAAGGUUACCCCAUAUGAAGAGGAGGAAAGUGAAGAUAUGGAAACUCCUCUGGAAGAUGACAUUGAUGUUGAAGAAGAAACUCCUCUGCUGUCUUACUCUGAAGAGACAAUAAACACUCCCGCAGAUAGUACAGUGAAAGUAUCUGAAGGAGUGCAGAUCCCUGAGGUAGAAACCACCUUUGGAACAACUUUUGAUGCUGUAGUCACUGAGGCAGAAAUCACCAAUAGGGUUACCCCAUAUGAAGAGGAGGAAAGUGAAGAUAUGGAAACUCCUCUGAAAGAUGACAUUGAUGUUAAAGAAGAAACUCCUCUGCUGUCUUACUCUGAAGAGACAACAAACACUCCAGCUGAUGGUGCAACCAAAAUAUCUGAAGGAGUGCUGAUCCCUAGGCUGAAAACUACCCUUGGAACAACUUUUGAUGCCGUUGUCUCUGAUGAGGAAAUCACCACCAAAGUAACCCCUUAUGAAGAGGAUGAAAGUGAAGAUAUUCAAAAUCCUCCUGAAGAGGACAUUGGUGUUAAAGAAAUAACUCCUAGGCUGUCUUUCUCUGAAGAAACAGAGGACUUCUUAGGAUCUUAUUCAGACAAAAUUUCAGAAGGGGUGCACAUUCCUAAGUUAAAAACAAAGUUUGGUACAACAUUUGACGCUGUUGUCUCUGAUGGGGAAAUAACUAAGAGAACAACCCCAAAUGAAGAGGAAGAAAAUGAAAAGGUAGAUCAUCCUUCUACAGACAAGACAGAUGAAGAAGAAGGAACUCCACUUUUGUCAUUCUCUGAGACGAACCCUGAUGAUAAACCAGAGACAGAGGAGAAGGGAAUGUGGUCAACAUUUGGAGAUGCUGUUUUCUCCGUUGUCACCGGAGGAGAGAGAACAGCACAAGAUUAUGAUUCAGAGGAAGACGAUGAAGAUGAUGAAGAUGAAGAUGCUGCUUCAGAAACUCCAAAGAGUUUUGAAGAAGUAAGGGAGAGUGUUGACAAACCAUUAGAAUCCUUGAAAGACCAUUUUGUAGAUGAUGUUUCUCAAGAUUCCCCAAACACCAAUGUUGAACCAACAGAUGAUGAUGAUGACGAAGAAGGAGAAGUGGUUGAGCCUGAGGAAGCUUGGGAGGAAACUUUAGAACCAACAGAUGAGCAGAUACAACAUCAAAAAGAAGAUGAGACGUCCAAGGAUCUGGAACCUGAAGAUGGCAGUCAUGCUAUUCCUGAGGCUCAGAAAUUGAACGUUGAAAGAGAGGAUGAACCCUUCGAGCCCAUAGAGGAGGGGGAGGACAAAGUUAAUGUCAAUCAAGAAUUUGCCAGUACUGAAACUGAAAAGCACUCAUCCAGUCAAGAAAAGCAAUCAAAGAAUUCAGAAGUGGAAGCUGAUGGAAAGAUGGUGGCUGGCAGCCUAUCUAAUCAGACAUAUAAACGAGUGAUGACAGAUUCAGAGAGUAAUGAUAUCCAACCAGAAUUAUCAGUGGAGAAACCAGUGAUUCAAGAGGAAACUUUCAAAGAAGAUUUGGAAGAAGAAAAAGACUCAGAGACAGUGGAGGAGAAAGAGCUACUUGAGGAUGAAAAUGCACUUUCUUUCUCACAAUCAAGCACAGAUCCUGACAAACCUUCAACAGGAGAAGCCGAUCCCAAUGUAUCAACUCCGGAGCCAGAGUACAGCGAAGACAUAUUGAGAUUAACUCUUCUCCGUAACCACCUCCCAGAGGAGAAAAUGGAGAAGGUCCUGAAGCUUCUGGGUCUCAAGAAUCUCUUCAAAGUGGAGGCUAUGUUCUCCGACUUGGACAUAGAAAUGAAGGCUACUCGUCUUUCGCACCAGGGUACUAUGCAAGACAUCGAGAGCUCACUAGAGGGCAUCCUGGAAGCCUCUGAAAACACAAUCCUGGAUGAGAUUGAGAAAAUGCUGGAUAGCCGGGCCUCAAAACACAACGAUGAGAGUAUGCACACAAGUAGUUCAGAUGAAGAGACUGAAAUACUGGAUGACUUCCAGGAGCUUGCAUUCAGCUUACGACAGAAGUAUUCAACAGCGAGUGAUAGCACACCUUUGGCAGUAGAAAAAGUGCCAGAUGAGGUCAAAGAUGAACAUACAAAUCAUGACACGCCCCACGUCAAUGGAGAAGACAGUACGAGCAGCACUUCAGGGUCUGAGAGUGAUGACAACCUCACAGUAACAGAGCAAGUGAAAAAGCCAGCGGAGACUAAAGAAGGCCAGGUAGUUUGGGAUGAGAGGCAUGGUGGACCGGACGUCAACAUGCAAGAAGACAGCGGACACUUUAACCGAAAUAAGGACAAUCAGCCGAGCUUCAGUGCAUCCGAAGACAUGCAGAGAGUCCCUCAAGACACCCUGGAAAAUCCUCUGGACAUGGGCCUUGGUGUUGAGGUUGAGCAUUCGUCCUCUGGCUCCUCAGGAUCUUUAGACUCCGUGGACCCAGUUUCUAACGUUAAUGAAGAAGAAGUGGGAGUUAUCUCAACUGGAAUUGUUUACAUGGGUUGCAUCCUUUCCAUGAUGGAGACAAAAUUCACAGAGUGGACAAAAGUGAUGAUUUCACUACUACCAGAAGAGUGGAAGCCGGGGGAAACCCUGUAUGGGUGUCCUUGGCAGGCUGUGGUCAUCACUGCUUUGAUCGGAGUGGUAACCUUCACCCUCUUCUUCUGGAGGACCGUGUUGGCUGUAAAGAAGAGACACUUCCUUGUGGAUGAGAAAAAGCUCUCAGAGCAAAUUAAAGCGCUCAAAAAAGAGAGGGAGGAUGCCCUCACCAAAAUGUCUCAACUCCAGAAACAGACUGAACAGCUAAAAGAAAAUCAAAAACAAUCAAAGAAAGAAGUUAGUUUUACAGCGAGAAAAAUGCAAGAUCUGGAGAGUAAGGUUUUGGAGGCCGAAACACGGAAUGAAGAAACAGCUGAGGAAAGGAACAAAUACGCCAAACUCCUCCAGGAUGAGCGGGUCAAUUCUCAACAAAAUGAAACAAGGAUCGAGAAAUUAGAGAAGCUGAACGAAAAACUGCAGCUCAGCAGGAAAAAGAUUCAGGAUGCUCUCUCUAAGACCAGCGUGCUCCUGGACGAGGCCAAGAUCCGCGAAGACGCCCGAAACGUUCAUCAGAAAUCUCAAGGGAAAGAUUUUUCUGCACUAAAAGAAGAAAAUAAAACACUUAAGGCAAACAUAAAGGUCUGGGAGGAGAAACACAAGGAGCUGAACGAGCAGAUUAAAGUUUAUCAGAAGUCCCAGAAAGAGCUGGAGGACUCGGUGGUGCUGAAAGAUCACAAUGUGGAGGUGCUGUCUGAUCUUCUGGCAGACCUGGAUGCUUGUGAUUCACAGAAAGGCGACACCAAAGUUUUAGCCAACGGAGAAGUUGCACCUGACAAGAAGACAGCCAUAAAAAACAGGAUCAAACAGAUGAUGGACGUUUCUCGGGUCCAGACGACUCUGACUGUAGUCGAAGAAGAGCGUGAUCGCUUCAUGACUAAACUACUGAAUGAAGAGAAAAGUAGGAAGUCACUGGAAGAUCAACACAGGGAGCUGGAGCACGCAAUCGCAGCCCUAAAGAGUGAGAAGAGCCAUGUGGAAAACCAGUUCACGAUCCUCCAGCAGAAAAAUGAAAUCAUGGUGGAAAUGUAUCAGCAGAAGGAAAACGCUCUGCAGCAGAGAUUAACGAAGGAGGAGCUGGAGCGUCGCAGCAAAGAGAGCAUGCUGACUGAGGUGGGAGGGAAAGCCGUGGAGGCCGAGGAGCAGGUUAAAGUCUUACGACAGCGCAUUAAUGAAAUGGAGGAUCAGAUGAAGAAGACAGAGGAAGUCUAUAAAGAACAGAUAAAAGAACAAGAGAACAAAACUCACUCUAACUGGGUGAAUGCUCGUAAUGCGGAGCGGGCGCUGAAUCAAGAGAAACUUGAAGCAUCAAAGCUCAGAGAAAAACUCGCUGUGCUGACCUCACAGCUGAACGAGCGCCGCGCUCCACUCUUCAGACCAAACUCCGGACAACCCGCAGGCCCUCGCCAAGGUGAUUCAUAUGGGCCCUCUCCUGUGAGUGGGGGUGCACCCUCUCCUCCGAUAAUGAUAGAGGGCCCCAGGCGCCCUCCCUCUGCCCCAGUGGGGCGAAGAAUUGACCCGUAUGGUCCCCGACCUCCAUCAGACCCACACGGUCGUUACGCUGAAAACAAACACAUUUCUGGGAUGGACAUGAUGGGCCCUCGCAGCUCCUCGCCUGCCAACAUGGAUGUAUCUGGCCCUGGAUCCUUCCUAGCAUCUCCAAUCAGGGACUCGCCAGGCCCCAUGGUCCAAGGACCUCCACCCGGCCCUGGACUACAUGACCAGAUCCUCCCUCCUGGACCCCAUGGCCGCUUGCCUCCUCCUGGUCCUUACAGACAUCAACGACCAGGCUCCUACCACCUCCCACCAGGACCUCAUGGUCCUCUUCCUCCAAAUGUACCUCCUCUUCAUGGGCCACCACUACCAGCCAACGGGCACCCAGGCAUGCCUUUGCCUGGGCCAAUGGGAGGAGAGUUUGGACCUCGGCCUACCAAUGGACAUGCGUUUCUUCCCAGGCUAGGCCCUGGACAUGAUCCUCGGGGUCCCCCUCCACCACACUUCCGUCCUCCUCAUCACUUUGGACCGGUGCCUCCUCACGGUAUGCGGGGCCCCAUGGGACCACGUCCACCCUUCCCUCCAGACAUGCGUUUCCCAGGCCCACGUGACCCCAACGGCCCACCAAUGAACCUGCCUCCAGGUGUCCAUCCCCACCCGUCACAUCCCGGAGAUGCUUAUGGUCAGGCUCCACCCGAUGCCCUCCAGAGCUCAGCAGUUGCUCACAGCGGCCCUGGACAGGGCCCACAUGUGAAACAGGAGGUCCCUCAGGACUCAGGGAGGCCAGCAAUGGUCAAGCCUUAAAAAUGCCAGCAGCUCUGGCAGAGGACUUGAACUUACCCCAAACCCAUUAACACCCCAGAUCCAGUCUGGACAUAGGUCAUGAUUAUUUUCAAACUUCAGUUCUACGAUAAAAACUGCAUUUAUGUUUGUCAAAAAAAGAGAAACAUGGUCCUUAAAUUAAAGCAUCAUCAAUAAUUGUGUGUCUGAAAUCCACAAGUUUAAAGGGUUGCCACUUUUUUAAACAGCUUAUUGUGCAAUAAUAAGUCAUUAUACGCCAGAGGAACUUCAUCUUUGUUGAUCUUUAAAAAAUAUAUAGCAAUGAUUUUUAAGGGGCAAAUUUUUUAAUGUCAUUUCCUGUGGAAAUUAUUUUAAAAAAAGGAGGGAGGUUUAGCUUUUAGCAUUUCAGGAAUACCAUCAUUUUCCCAAAGCUGAUGCUUUAGAACCAACUGUAAAGCAAAUGUGUAAUAUGAUGAUGGCCAGAUGUAUAACUUAUUUUACUAUGUUGGUAGAACUUUUAAUAAUAAAGAAUGUAAAAGCUGUCAGUGUUAUGGUAUCAGCUGGUUACAGAUCAUUUACCAUGGAUGUAUUUUACACAAGCCAUUCUCUUAACAUUUUGUAAUGCCUUUGCUCCUUUUGAAGUAAAUUAGGUUAAUAUCUUGGCUUUUGCUGACACCAAAAAAUUAAGUUUAGUUCUGUUCAUUUAAAAACAGUAUUUUAAUUUAUCCAAAACAUGCAUACUCUGCAAAAUUAGGCUUACUCUAUAGAGGCUGAAACAAUACAAAGUUUGUACUCCUAUUACUACUUUCUACUCAUAAAGGUUGUUUUCUAAAUGAAAGAAUGCACCAAACUGCCUCAUUUGUAGUUUAUUUGAAAUAAAGCAUUGUAAAUGUU
Notolabrus celidotus (New Zealand spotty) is the source of this 6643-nucleotide messenger RNA. It is a transcript of the gene mia3, whose product is annotated as MIA SH3 domain ER export factor 3. Lineage: Eukaryota; Metazoa; Chordata; Actinopteri; Labriformes; Labridae. Bases 185 to 5773 code for a protein of 1862 amino acids. Gene Ontology annotation, cellular component: endoplasmic reticulum membrane; endoplasmic reticulum exit site. The record is from RefSeq and is a predicted model, not a curated record. Gene Ontology annotation, molecular function: protein binding. Gene Ontology annotation, biological process: endoplasmic reticulum to Golgi vesicle-mediated transport; vesicle cargo loading; protein secretion. The transcript has 27 exons.